This is a messenger RNA of Cercospora beticola, 1326 nucleotides long. RefSeq lists its product as uncharacterized. Lineage: Eukaryota; Fungi; Ascomycota; Dothideomycetes; Mycosphaerellales; Mycosphaerellaceae. The record is from RefSeq and is a predicted model, not a curated record.
AUGUUCGGCCGCUCUGUCGGCAUCGUGGCCGCCAGCGCCCUGGGCGCCACUGCUUUCCUGAUUCCCGCGAACGUCGCCUCGCUUAGCAAGGGCCCGUCCGCCGAUCUCACGCCCGUUGCUCUGAACGCAAAGCAACAGGUUCUUCAACUUCCAUGCCCGGAAUGUGCUUUCUCGAAACCACAGCAGGAGCGGAUCCAGGAUCUUGAAGAGUUGGAGGAUGGCGAGCAGGAAUUCCGCAUCCAAGGUGGUGCGAACAGCAUUGUCGUCAAUCUGACCAUCUCCGAGGACGGCCAGAAACUCCAGGUCAAUGGCGAGACCAUCUACCCACUGGGGCUCGAGAGCAUACUUGCGCAGCGCAUUUAUGUCAAACAAGUGGCCUCUUCCGCCUCUAUCGAAGACAUCGAGUCCGGCAAGGCCCGGGCAACACCCCUCGAGGUCACUGGUUCGGGAGUCUCGGUCCACGAAGAAGAGGUCGUGAGCGAGGAAGGUCACAAGCUCGUCACUGUCAAGCACAGCAUCUUCGAGCUUGAGCGACAACCAGUCACGCUGGACGAGGUCAACAUCAAGCUCUUGACGACCGUCAAUGGCGAACUCUUCCUUGCUCACGUUACUAGUGAAGGUCAGCGCCCAACGCACCCAGAAUUCCCAGACUUCUUUGCUCCACCAAAAUGGGCUCAGGAUAUGGAGAAGGAAAUGAGCAAGGAUAUGAAGGAGAUGGAGGAUGAGUUCAUGUCCAUCCUGCCACACCCACACCCACAUGGACCGGCGGAUCACGCUGGUGAGCAAAAGGAGUGCCGGCACUUGCCAGCUACUCUUUGCAAGAUGAGGAUCAUGCUCGAGGACCAGCUCAAGUCUAUGCGCAAGGGUGCCUUCAAGAAGCUUGGAUGCCAUGGACGAAAGGGUAAAGGCUUCGCCCAUAUCAGGCCUCACUUCCUCCGCAUUGGCCAGGAUGGUGAAGGACACCACGGACGUCCACACCACAUGAGACCACAUGGUCAUCACCACCACCACAAGCACCACUUCAUGCACUCUUUCGCUCGUGGUGUCGUCGCUGUGCUCGUUCCGACCAUGGCAGGUCUCGCGGUUGGCAUGAUUGUGAGUCUUGUGGGUCUGUUCAUUGGCCGUUUGAUCAGCUUCCUUUGGAUUCACUUCUACCGGGGCGGCCGCCGCGGCUACCAGUCUGUGAGCCUCGACGAUGAGGAAGAGAUUGUUGAGGAGGAGGAUGACAUGGAGAAGAAGUCCUACGUCGUUCUCGAGCAAUCCGAGCCACUUCCUGUGUACGAAGAGGCCCCAGCUUACGAGGAGAUCGAGAAGGAGGAAAAGUGA